AUUCAUAUUCAAGAUCUUGCCUUGAACAGCAAACCAACUCACUAUCCCUGACACCAUGAGCUACUACGGAGGCUACUACGGAGGCCUGGGCUACGGCUAUGGAGGGUUCGGUGGCCUGGGCUAUGGCUAUGGCUGUGGAUGUGGCAACUUCCGCAGGCUGGGCUAUGGCUGUGGCUAUGGAGGCUAUGGGUUCGGCACUGGGUUUGGAGGUUACGGAUAUGGCUGCUACCGCCCAUCCUGCUAUGGAGGGUAUGGAUUCUCUAGCUUUUACUGA
Lemur catta (Ring-tailed lemur) is the source of this 274-nucleotide messenger RNA. RefSeq names its product keratin-associated protein 19-3-like. The transcript has a single exon. Lineage: Eukaryota; Metazoa; Chordata; Mammalia; Primates; Lemuridae. The record is from RefSeq and is a predicted model, not a curated record. Bases 56 to 274 code for a protein of 72 amino acids.